Molecule: messenger RNA, 453 nt
Organism: Didymodactylos carnosus
Lineage: Eukaryota; Metazoa; Rotifera; Eurotatoria; Philodinida; Philodinidae
Source: the annotation of a GenBank genome assembly
AUGGAAUAUCUCAAUAUGUUUAUUCGUGAGACACUUCGUAUGUAUCCUAUUGCACCACUUAUAAUAAAUCGUCCAAGUACUGAAGAAUUUCAUAUAAAAAGAAUUGGUAUUAUUCCAGCUGGUACACGAAUUGCAAUUGAUAUGUAUACUUUACAUUUUGAUCCUGAUUUAUGGGGUCCAGUUGAUCCACAUAUAUUUUAUCCUAAACGAUUUGAAACGAAACGUCAUCCAAUGGUAUGCAUUCCUUCUGGAGCUGGACCGCGAAAUUGCGUUGGUAUGCGUUUUGCAUUAAUAGAAUUAAAAAUGGCACUUGUUCGUCUACUAAAAACAUAUUCAUUGGUUAAUUGUAGUGAUAAAACAAAUAAAUGUUUUGAACAAUUAGAAACAGGUUUUGUAAUUACACCAAAAGAAGUUAUUAUUCGUUUACAACGUAGAGAUGAAUAUCAUGAAUAA